AUGCGAAGAGUUCACGAUAUACUGACCGGUGCCGCCGGGAAUCUUCUGCCGACCACUGGUUUUGACUUUUCGGAGAAAGGUGCUGUAACCCCUGCCGACUUCAUGGCAGCUGGCGAUGCCAUUGUUGCAGAAGAUUCCAGAUGGGAGUGGGUGUCCGAUGGCUCCAGCUCUGCUUUGGAUUGCCUAAACGCCGAUAAGCAAUACUUGUGCGCAUACGAUAUCCCAUGUCUCCGCAUACCCAAACUCGUCACGUCAGAAGUAGGGGAUUGGAAGCUAUGCGAGCUCGCCCGUGACGCCGAAGGUCCCGCCUUCGCUCAUCGUACAGACAGCGAAAUCCCAUCGUUAGAGCCGCGCAUUGUCGAAGGUGAUUGUAACGACCUCUACGAUAAUGGCACACCAAGCCGCCCGUAUCGGCGAUACGAUAUAAGCAUAACCUAUGACCGCUACUACGAAACGCCCAGAAUAUGGCUCAUAGGCUUCGACGCGUUCGGGCUCCCGCUUUCACACAAUGAAAUGCUGAACGACGUCCCCUCCGUCUACGCCGGAAGAACGGUAACGGUAGAGCGCCAUCCUUACACUGCGGAGCUGAACAUAACCGUGCAUCCGUGCUAUCAGAUGGAAGCGCUGCAUAGGCAAAAGAGCAGCAAUGCCGCAUAUAGGCCGGAAAACGCAAUCACGUUCGCCCUGCAGAUAUGGUCCUCCGUGUUACCGAUGUUUUGUCUGCUGUCACAGCAAGAAAAUUGUCAAUCUCAAACAGAGGCAUAA
Babesia bigemina is the source of this 765-nucleotide messenger RNA. Its product is annotated as -Autophagy-related protein 3. Lineage: Eukaryota; Apicomplexa; Aconoidasida; Piroplasmida; Babesiidae. The coding region runs from base 1 to 765 and encodes 254 amino acids. Gene Ontology annotation, biological process: nucleophagy; autophagy of mitochondrion; autophagosome assembly. The record is from RefSeq and is a predicted model, not a curated record. Gene Ontology annotation, cellular component: cytoplasmic ubiquitin ligase complex; cytosol. The transcript is spliced from 6 exons. Gene Ontology annotation, molecular function: Atg8-family ligase activity.